Cadophora gregata is the source of this 956-nucleotide messenger RNA. RefSeq lists its product as uncharacterized. Bases 177 to 956 code for a protein of 259 amino acids. The transcript has 2 exons. Gene Ontology annotation, cellular component: nucleus; cytoplasm. The record is from RefSeq and is a predicted model, not a curated record. NCBI's taxonomy places the organism in Eukaryota, Fungi, Ascomycota, Leotiomycetes, Helotiales, Ploettnerulaceae. Gene Ontology annotation, molecular function: ATP binding; protein serine/threonine kinase activity. Gene Ontology annotation, biological process: mitotic DNA damage checkpoint signaling; protein phosphorylation.
CGCUGGUUGUGAUGUUUUUCUCUGUCGUGAUAAGAAGGGGAUGAUGAGGUAAGGGGAAUCACGAGUAUUUGUCUAAAUGGGGACUAGGCCUGCCGCCCAGGAACACGAAACCUCAGCCUCGAGAAGUUUCCACCUUCUUUCAUUUUCCUACGUUAACAAGGUCUGAUUUGGUCUUAAUGGAUGAGCUCGUGGUAAAAGAUAUUGAAAGCGGUCGAAAAGGCGACAGAACAGCUAAGACCAUCCUCGGAGCUGGGACCUCAAGCGUUGUUUACCUGGUUGAUAAAAACAAGGCAGAAAAGAGUUUUAAAUCCCCUAAAAAUCUUCUCAACGAGCAAACAAUUUAUCAAAUCCUUGGAAGUCAUCCGCGACUUCUGUCAAUACACCAUUUCGGAGCUGAAGGUAUAAUCAUGGAUUGGAUGGAGAAGGGAGAUCUGGCUCGCUAUAUCAAGUCUCACCCUGAAGUUGCUCAACGUCGCAAGCAUCAAUGGAUCGCUCAGAUCGCUGAGUCUUUCAGUCUACUCCACAAACACCAUAUAUCUCAUUGCGAUAGCAAGCUAGAAAAUUUUCUGCUAGAUGACGACUACAACAUCAAAAUCUGUGAUUUUGCGAGCUCUCAUAAUUACAGAUCUCCUUCACAUGAUCCGGCCAUCCAGCCACCAAGAUACCGACGCGCUGUUGAUGAUUUUGACGAAACGGUUUUUAACCCUGCCGAUGAUAUCUUCGCUUUCGGCUCAAUAUGCUAUGAGAUCGUCACUGGAGGACCUCUGUACCCGCAGUUGGACGAUGAGAGUGUGAGGCUUCGAUUCAUUAGAGGGAGUUUUACUGCGACUGAAGGGCUAUGCUUUGGGCCGAUUAUCAGGGACUGCUGGAAUGGUACAUAUAUUUCAUUUGAAGCAAUUUUAAGAUCCAUUGAGAGAGAAGGUCCCUCGAGGACAGAAUCAAACUUUGUAAAUUGA